This is a messenger RNA of Diaporthe citri, 999 nucleotides long. RefSeq lists its product as uncharacterized. NCBI's taxonomy places the organism in Eukaryota, Fungi, Ascomycota, Sordariomycetes, Diaporthales, Diaporthaceae. The transcript is spliced from 3 exons. The coding region runs from base 1 to 999 and encodes 332 amino acids. The record is from RefSeq and is a predicted model, not a curated record.
AUGUCCAAGCUCAUUGUUGUGGUGGGAGUCACCGGUGCUCAGGGAGGGUCUGUCGCCCGAACAUUCUCGCAACUCCCUGAAUGGCGCGUCCGCGGCAUCACACGAAACCCUUCAGGCGAUGCCGCCCAAGCCCUGGCAUCAGAGGGAAUUGAGAUCGUGCAGGGGGACCUAGACGACAAGCAGUCCCUCGCCCGGGCAUUCGAAGGCGCCACGGCCAUCUUUUCCAACACCGACUUCUUCACCCACUUCUACGCCGCCCUGGACCCGGCCAACCUGCCCGCCGGGCUCUCGCCCGGCCAGCACGCGCACGACCGCGAGGUCGAGCAGGGGAUGAACAUGGCCGCGGCGGCCGCGGAGCCGGCGGUGCUCAGGACGCUCGAGCGCUUCGUCAUGUCGAGCCUCUCGCACGCGAGCAGGUGGAGCGGCGGCAAGUACACGAGGAUAUACCACUUCGACUCCAAGGCCGAGAUGAUCCGGCUGACGCGCGAGCGCCACCCGGCCGUCGCCGCGCGCAUGAGCACCCUCCAGAUCGGGCACUACGUCACCAACUGGAAGCAGCUCGCGAGGCUGGCCCCGGAGAGGCAGGCCGACGGGAGCUUCGUCAUGUCCCGGCCGACGUCGGCCGCUUUGAGGAUGCCGUUUAUCGUCACGGAGAGGGACACGGGCGCGCUCGUCAAGGCGCUGGUUGACCUCCCUCCCGGGAAGGACCUCAUGGGCGUGUCGGAGUGGAUGACCUUCCCGGAGUGGGUCGAGGUUUGGGGCCGUGUGCUGGGGGUGAAGGUCGGGUUUCGACAGAUCUCGAAGGAGGAGAUGUUUGAGGGUGUCCCUGAACCUAUGGCGCAGGAGAUUGGGGACAGUUUUGACUACAUUGAGGAGUUCGGGUUUGCUGGGGGAGACCCGGAAGUGUUGGAUCCCGAGCAGCUCGAUUUCAAGAUUCCUUUGACAUCGAUGGAGGAAUACAUCAGGAGCGAGGAUUGGUCGUCUAUUUUGGAUGCUUGA